CUCACACCGGCCGCGUGACGUCACUUCCUGCCCCUGCCCCCGCCCUCGGGUUAACCCGCGCCCCGCGCGCGCUGCGGCCUCUUUCCGGCCGCGCGCGCCAAGAUGGCGGACACGCAGACGGAACGCGCCUACCAGAAGCAGCCGACGAUCUUCCAGAAUAAAAAGCGAGUGCUGUUGGGUGAGGGUGGCAAGGAGAAGUUGCCUCGCUACUACCGCAACGUGGGGCUGGGCUUCAAGACUCCGAAGGAGGCCAUCGAGGGCACCUACAUUGACAAAAAGUGUCCUUUCACUGGGAAUGUCUCCAUCCGGGGCCGCAUCCUCUCAGGUGUGGUGACCAAGAUGAAGAUGCAGCGCACCAUCGUCAUCCGCCGCGAUUACCUGCACUACAUCCGCAAGUACAACCGCUUCGAGAAGCGCCACAAGAACAUGUCAGUGCACCUGUCCCCCUGCUUCAGGGAUGUGCAGAUUGGGGACAUCGUGACGGUGGGCGAGUGCCGCCCCCUCAGCAAGACCGUGCGCUUCAAUGUGCUCAAGGUGACCAAGGCUGCAGGCACCAAGAAACAGUUCCAGAAGUUCUGACAGCUGUGGGGAGAGGUGUGGGUGGAAUAAAUGUUGGGAAAGUGGAACUA
Parus major (Great Tit) is the source of this 629-nucleotide messenger RNA. It is a transcript of the gene RPS11, whose product is annotated as ribosomal protein S11. Gene Ontology annotation, molecular function: structural constituent of ribosome. NCBI's taxonomy places the organism in Eukaryota, Metazoa, Chordata, Aves, Passeriformes, Paridae. The transcript has 5 exons. The record is from RefSeq and is a predicted model, not a curated record. Gene Ontology annotation, cellular component: cytosolic small ribosomal subunit; ribosome. Bases 103 to 579 code for a protein of 158 amino acids. Gene Ontology annotation, biological process: translation.